Molecule: messenger RNA, 3020 nt
Organism: Callorhinus ursinus (northern fur seal)
Lineage: Eukaryota; Metazoa; Chordata; Mammalia; Carnivora; Otariidae
Gene: UNC5C
Product: unc-5 netrin receptor C
Biological process (GO): netrin-activated signaling pathway; axon guidance
Cellular component (GO): membrane
Molecular function (GO): netrin receptor activity; protein binding
Source: RefSeq, a predicted model, not a curated record
GCCAGUUAGAAGGCUCAGGGAAAGAGGGACCGCCAAACUCCUCCUCAGCGUCUCCUCUCCACCCCCUUUUGGCUCCUGCCCUUGGAGAAAGUGGAGUGUGGCUCUUGGUUAUCAUUAUUUCUUCGGACUGCUUCGUGGUGCACGGAUUCAGCUGCUUCCCAGUGGGGUUUUCCGCUGUUGGCGCUUCUCUCUGUGUGGUUCCUGCCGGCACACCUCUGUCGACGAUGAGGAAAGGUCUACGGGCGACAGCGGCCCGCUGCGGACUGGGACUGGGAUACGUGCUGCAAAUGCUCGUGCUACCUGCCCUGGCCCUGCUCAGUGCCAGCGGUACCGGCUCGGCCGCUCAAGACGAUGACUUUUUUCAUGAACUCCCAGAAACCUUUCCAUCCGAUCCACCUGAACCUCUACCACAUUUUCUUAUUGAGCCUGAAGAAGCUUAUAUUGUGAAGAAUAAACCUGUGAACUUGUAUUGUAAAGCCAGCCCCGCCACCCAGAUCUACUUCAAGUGCAAUAGUGAAUGGGUUCAUCAGAAGGACCACAUAGUAGAUGAGAGAGUAGACGAAACCUCUGGUCUCAUUGUCCGGGAAGUGAGCAUUGAGAUUUCGCGCCAGCAAGUCGAAGAACUCUUUGGGCCUGAAGAUUACUGGUGCCAGUGUGUGGCCUGGAGCUCAGCAGGCACCACAAAGAGCAGGAAGGCCUAUGUGCGCAUCGCAUAUCUACGGAAGACAUUUGAGCAGGAACCCCUGGGAAAGGAAGUAUCUUUGGAACAGGAAGUCUUGCUCCAGUGUCGACCACCUGAAGGGAUCCCAGUGGCUGAGGUGGAAUGGUUGAAAAAUGAAGACAUAAUUGAUCCCGUUGAAGAUCGGAAUUUUUAUAUUACCAUUGAUCACAACCUCAUCAUAAAGCAGGCCCGCCUCUCAGAUACUGCAAACUAUACUUGUGUUGCCAAAAACAUUGUUGCCAAGAGGAAAAGCACGACUGCAACUGUCAUAGUCUACGUCAAUGGUGGCUGGUCCACCUGGACAGAGUGGUCUGUGUGUAAUAGCCGCUGUGGACGAGGAUAUCAGAAACGCACAAGGACCUGCACCAACCCAGCACCACUCAAUGGUGGUGCCUUCUGUGAAGGGCAGAGUGUGCAGAAAAUAGCAUGUACCACCUUAUGCCCAGUGGAUGGCAGGUGGACUUCAUGGAGCAAGUGGUCUACUUGUGGGACCGAGUGCACACACUGGCGCAGGAGGGAGUGCACGGCGCCCGCCCCCAAGAACGGAGGCAAGGACUGUGAUGGCCUCGUCUUGCAAUCCAAGAACUGCACUGAUGGGCUUUGCAUGCAGACUGCUCCUGACUCAGAUGAUGUCGCUCUGUAUGUUGGCAUUGUGAUAGCUGUGAUAGUUUGCCUGGCCAUUUCUGUAGUGGUGGCCCUAUUUGUGUAUCGCAAGAACCAUCGCGACUUUGAGUCUGAUAUCAUUGACUCCUCGGCACUCAAUGGAGGCUUUCAGCCUGUGAACAUCAAGGCAGCGAGACAAGAUCUCCUGGUGGUACCCCCAGACCUCACAUCAGCUGCAGCCAUGUACAGAGGACCCGUCUAUGCUUUGCAUGAUGUCUCAGACAAAAUCCCAAUGACUAACUCUCCAAUUCUGGAUCCACUGCCCAACCUGAAAAUCAAAGUCUACAACACCUCAGGUGCAGUCACCCCCCAAGAUGACCUCUCUGAGUUUGCAUCAAAGCUGUCUCCUCAGAUGACCCAAUCCUUGUUGGAGAACGAGGCCCUCAAUGUGAAGAAUCAGAGUCUAGCAAGGCAGACUGACCCAUCCUGUACGGCGUUUGGCACCUUCAACUCUCUGGGGGGUCACCUUAUUGUUCCCAAUUCAGGAGUAAGCUUGCUGAUUCCCGCUGGGGCCAUUCCCCAAGGGAGAGUCUACGAAAUGUAUGUGACUGUACACAGGAAAGAAAAUAUGAGACCAGCCAUGGAAGACAGCCAGACACUCUUGACCCCUGUGGUGAGCUGUGGGCCUCCAGGAGCCCUGCUGACCCGCCCCGUCAUUCUCACUAUGCAUCACUGCGCAGACCCCAAUACCGAGGACUGGAAGAUACAGCUCAAGAACCAGGCAGCACAGGGACAGUGGGAGGAUGUGGUGGUGGUUGGGGAGGAAAACUUCACCACCCCUUGCUACAUUCAGCUGGAUGCAAAGGCUUGCCACCUCCUCACAGAGAACCUCAGCACCUAUGCCCUGGUCGGGCAGUCCACCACCAAAGCUGCCGCGAAGCGCCUGAAGCUGGCUAUCUUCGGGCCACUUUGCUGCUCCUCUCUGGAGUACAGUGUUCGAGUCUACUGUCUGGACGACACCCAGGACGCCCUGAAGGAAGUAAUGCAGCUUGAGAGACAGAUGGGAGGACAGCUCCUAGAAGAACCUAAGGCUCUUCAUUUUAAAGGCAGCACCCACAACCUGCGCCUGUCGAUUCACGAUAUCACCCAUUCCCUCUGGAAAAGUAAAUUGCUGGCGAAAUAUCAGGAGAUUCCAUUUUAUCAUAUCUGGAGUGGGUCUCAAAGAAACCUCCACUGCACAUUCACCCUGGAAAGAUUUAGCCUGAACACAGUGGAGCUGGUUUGCAAACUCUGCGUGCGACAGGUGGAAGGAGAAGGGCAGAUCUUCCAGCUCAACUGCACCGUGUCAGAGGAACCCACUGGCAUCGAUCUGCCUCUGCUGGACCCGGCGAACACCAUCACCACCAUGACGGGCCCCAGUGCUUUCAGCAUCCCUCCCCCUAUCCGGCAGAAGCUCUGUAGCAGCCUGGACGCCCCACAGACCAGAGGGCAUGACUGGAGGAUGCUGGCCCAUAAGCUGAACCUGGACAGGUACUUGAAUUACUUUGCCACCAAAUCCAGUCCGACUGGCGUAAUCCUGGAUCUCUGGGAAGCACAGAACUUCCCAGACGGCAACUUGAGCAUGCUGGCGGCUGUCCUGGAAGAAAUGGGAAGGCAUGAAACCGUAGUGUCUUUAGCAGCAGAAGGGCAGUAUUGA